GUGUAACAACUACAAGCCGAAAUAUUUUGUUCAUUGAUACAUUUUAUAUUUUAAACAAGAAAAGACUGUAAACUUAUGAAACAAUGUUAUUUUUUUUAACUUUAUCUAAUUUAAUAAUUUGAGUAUGGAGACUCUACAAUUAUAGUAAAGGCAACAUGUUAUAUUCAAUGCGCAACGUUUGGAGGUUAUAUCGAAGGAGAAUCUCGACCCGUUUUAACCAUUCUACGGCCACAGAAAGUGAUAAACCAUUACAAAAUAAGGAUUUCAAGCAUCUGUUACAACAGCAUAAAGAUAAAAUCGUGUUCAGUUCGUAUUUAGAACAUGAGAAGUUACAGUUGGGCUACUAUAAAUAUUACGUGAAAACCAUCAGAAAAGCUAAGGAAGUUGAAUCAAAAGAGUUGCACGAGAGAAGUUUGCCUCCUCUACCUUUGUCAUUGAAGUAUUAUGUAGAUAAAGAAAUAGUUUUAGAUGACCAAAUUGUCUCCGAGGUACAAGAGCCGGAAAAAAGCUUUCAAUUGCCCUUUGCAAAGACAACUCAUGUUAGAAUUAAUGAAGAAGAUUUAAAAUCUCAAGAACAGCCAAGGUUAGAUACAGAAUUUGACAGGUCAAAUAUACAGAAAUGGAUGACAAAUUAUGAGCAUUUUGAUGACACAAAAUUAGCUUCUACAGAUGAGCAAAGUGAUGAUGAGGUUGUAGAAAAUGAGUGGUGCAAGCAUUAUGGUACUCCAGAUUCUACCGUAGCUGUCAGUCAGGUACCAUGUGGUGGCUGUGGGGCUCUCCUACACUGCAAUGACCCUGCCAUACCAGGCUAUUUACCUAGUGAGCUAUUCAAGGAUCGCGAGAUUGAAGAAUUAAAAAGCAUGGAAUGCCAGCGAUGCCAUUUUCUACAAGAGUAUAACAUUGCUUUGGAUGUGACCGUACAGCCAGAAGAGUAUGAAAAACUUCUUAAAUCAAUAAGGCAUGUGAAAUCUUUGGUGAUGCUAAUGGUGGACCUGGUUGACUUCCCUUGCUCCAUCUGGCCUGGAAUAAUUGACAUUAUUGGCACUGAUAGGCCUAUUUUUAUUGUUGCCAACAAGGUAGAUCUUCUUCCAGGCGACAGUAUCGGCUACCUAAAGCGUAUCAAGGAAUCUGUUCUUAGCGAAAUCAACAAAACUAAGCUAGGCGAAGCAAAUAUUAAAUAUGUAGCGCUGAUAUCAGCUAAGACGGGCUUCGGUGUGGAAGAGUUGAUUUCUGCUAUGUUCAAACUUUGGCUAUACAAAGGUGAUGUUUUUCUAGUAGGCUGUACCAAUGUGGGGAAAAGUUCAUUAUUCAAUGCCCUCCUGCAAUCUGAUUAUUGUAAAGUUCAUGCAGUUGAUAUAGUGAAGAGAGCGACGGUCAGCAGGUGGCCCGGAACUACUUUGAACCUUCUGAAAUUCCCUAUAAACAGACCUUCAGGUUGGAAAAUACGUAUGCGAAGUAAUCGAUUAUUAACAGAAGCAAAAUUAAUGAAGGUAGAAGAUGACAUACGUAAUGACCAAAUAUCUGGCAAAAAAGUUAUUGAACCGCCUUCCUUGAUAUGUCAUAUCGGCAGAACAUUUUCGGAGCAUUCAGUUUUAGAUGAUAACUUUGCAGAAAAACGCCAAAAAUUAACAACAUUAGACGAAAAACACGAACUGUUCAGGAAAAGCAAAUGGUUCUAUGAUACUCCGGGGGUAGUUCAUCCAGAUCAAGUUCUAUCACUUUUAAGUACUGAAGAGCUAUUAUUGACCAUUCCAAAAAAGUUGAUAAGACCUCAAACAUACUACCUGCACCAGGGUAUGACUAUUCUUAUUGGUGGAUUGGCGCGAGUUGACCUUUUAGACUGCACCGAGCCUUGUCGUUUUACGACUUUUUGCUCGGAGAACCUUCCGGUGACUGUUGUAAACACUGAAAAUGCUCACGAAGUUUACGAGACAUUUAUUGGUACAGAAUUGUUUGCUGUUCCUUCAGGGGGUCAAGAAAGGCUUAGAAAUUGGCCUGGGUUAAAGCAUAAACAGUAUGAGUUCACUGGAGAAGGGCCUAAGUUUUGUUGCGGUGAUAUAGUCCUGUCUUCCAUAGGAUGGGUGUCUGUUACUGUCAAGAAGGGCAGUCACUGUUCCAUAGCAGCUUGGACGCCCGAAGGGAGAGGUAUCCAUAAACGGCACCCUUCCGUGUUACCAUAUUCCAUUAAUUUAAAAGGCAAGAGGAUUCUAGGCACACCAGCUUACAUGGUUGGUAAAGUGUAUGAAGGUGAUAAAUUGUAGCAUUCUCUUAAGUUAGUAUUACGUUAUUAUUUAAGUGUAAUAAAGUAUAGAAAGUAUGCCCGUU
This is a messenger RNA of Pararge aegeria (speckled wood butterfly), 2325 nucleotides long. Its product is annotated as nitric oxide-associated protein 1. The transcript has 4 exons. Gene Ontology annotation, molecular function: GTP binding. The record is from RefSeq and is a predicted model, not a curated record. Bases 156 to 2261 code for a protein of 701 amino acids. NCBI's taxonomy places the organism in Eukaryota, Metazoa, Arthropoda, Insecta, Lepidoptera, Nymphalidae.